Molecule: messenger RNA, 1821 nt
Organism: Mytilus trossulus (common blue mussel)
Lineage: Eukaryota; Metazoa; Mollusca; Bivalvia; Mytilida; Mytilidae
Product: soluble guanylate cyclase gcy-34-like
Exons: 7
Coding region: 1-1821 (606 amino acids)
Biological process (GO): cGMP biosynthetic process; intracellular signal transduction; receptor guanylyl cyclase signaling pathway
Cellular component (GO): plasma membrane
Molecular function (GO): peptide receptor activity; adenylate cyclase activity; guanylate cyclase activity
Source: RefSeq, a predicted model, not a curated record
AUGGAUCAAACAGAUUUAUUUGUUCCAAUAAAGCGCUGUUGCACUUGCAAUGAAAAUCUUUCAACUAAACGUGGACAAACUAUCGUACUCGUAAAAAUAUUAGUAUUGGCCAUCAUUCCUAUCAUCGUUCUAGUAAUUCAAGGAGGGAUAACAAUUGCAGAAGAUAACAAUCAGGUCGUUACACAAAAUAAAGUCGAAGCAGAUAUUAAGUUUAGUGUAGAAAUCGGACUACUUGUCCACAAUUUACAAAUUGAAAGGGGAACAACAUCUAUGUACGUUUCUUCAGGAAGGAUGGAUAUUCUACCCGUUCUACAAAGCAAAAGAACAAUCACAGAUAUUUCGUUAAACGCUCUUGGAAAAUGGAUAUCAUUGUCUACCCCUGGUUACUACCUGUCAAGAAAUACCUUUUUCCAACGACUACGGGAAUAUAGAAAUACUUUCGACAGCCUAAACAGGAGUUCAAGUGAAGUAAUAAGAUUUUACUCUUAUGACAUGGACGUCAUAUUAGAAUGGUUAGGAUCUAUAAUAACAAACGCUAAAUAUGUAACAGAAACAAGCUGGCAACCAUUGAUAGCGUAUCAUAUGAUUUUGUUAAGCAAAGAACAAACUGGGAUGGAAAGAGCAUUGGGUGGAGUAUAUUAUGCCAAAGGAGGUGUUUCACCACCAGAACUUUUAUGGUACAAAGAAAAGGCAACACUUGGACUAAGCUAUUUAACAAGAAGUAUGCAGUAUUCUACCACAGUACACAAUCAAAUAAACAGCAGGUAUACAUCAAGUGAGCUGGAAUCAGUUAUAAACAGCAUGCGGGCAGACAUAUUGGCUAAUAAUGCAACAAAUGGAUCGGCUGAAAACAGUAUUGCAUGGUCCAAAAACAUCACUAGUUAUAUAGAUUUAUUGAAAGAAAUUCAGGAUAUCUUAUCGCAGGAAAUAAUAGGAAUGCUCGAAGACUACGUAAAAUCAUUGAAGAAAAAAAUGAUUAUAAAUGUGAUAAAGAUGGUUUGUGCAAUAGUAUUGUUUCCGAUUACUGUGACCCUCGUUUACACACUUACAAACAAACUUCAACUAUUCGCGAAUUCACUCAGGAACAAAACAUAUGACCUUGAGAAGGAACGUAGACGUUCGGAACAUUUGUUGUAUCAGCUGCUUCCUAUAUCUAUAGCCAGAAGAAUGAUGAAGAAGAAGCCGAUAAUUCCGAAGCAUUAUGAUUCAGUGUCAAUAUAUUUUUCUGAUAUUGCUGGUUUCACUGACAUAUGUUCCAAAAGCACUCCAAUGCAGGUUAUCUAUAUGUUAAACUUAUUAUAUAUUAUGAUGGACGCCAAACUCGAGGCCUUCGACGUCUAUAAAGUAGAAACUAUAGGCGAUGCCUAUAUGGUUGCCUCAGGUCUACCAGUACCUACAAAGAACAGAACAAGACAUGCAACAGAAGUAGCAUCAAUGUCAUUAGAAAUCAUGAGUACAGUUAGUGAAGCUACGGUUCCUCAUAUUCCGCAGGAAAGAUGGAAAGUUCGAAUUGGCAUCAAUUCAGGUCCUGUUGUAGCUGGGGUAGUAGGUACUAAGAUGCCUCGUUACUGUUUGUUUGGUGACACUGUUAAUGUAGCAUCAAGAAUGGAAUCGUCUGGAAAACCUGGUAUGAUUCAGAUAUCGUCUGCUACAAAAGAAGCUUUAGAAGCAUACCCAGAGUUUCUUAUCAGAGAAAGAGGUGACAUCACAAUAAAGGUAGCUAAUAUUAUUGUUGGAAAGGGUCAGAUGAAGACCUACUGGUUGAUAGGACACAGUAAUGGCUACAGAGUUUCCACGCCUCAAUUAUUCCUGACUGAAUAA